AUGGCGACGUCGAGGAAAUCUGAUGCUAGUGAAGGAACCUAUUGGAGCAAUGAACAAACCAAACCAAAUAUAAUGAUUGUCAAGGACACAAGGGGUCUGUGUGAGGACCUGAAAUACGUCAUUUCUGUCCCUGACCUGUGUGAUGUCACAUUCCUCGUGGGAGAAGACAGAUUACCCGUGUACGGAGUUAAAGCCAUUUUAGCCACCAGAAGCAGGCACAUGUAUCAACUUUUAUUAGCUGCAACAAGAGAUGCAAAGAAAAAAUCAGAGAAAAACAAAUCAGUUGUCAAGAAAGCGUUUAAGAAAAUUCAGCACCUACUUAGCCCGUCAUCUUCCGAAAAACUGAAAACAAUGUAUAACGACCAAGUUGUACAGAAAGUGACGGUGGAAGUGAAAAACUUUGACGUCACAGUGUUCGAACGGUUCAUGUGUUACGUCCAUUGUGGAACAGUAGCUGUCGACAUAUCAAACGUCGUGGGUUUAAUGAACGCAGCCCACACCUAUGACUUUCCUGAACUCCGUGAUGCAUGCUGGGAGUUUGCCAACAAUUACAUUAAGCCAGACACGCUGACACAGCUCACGUGCACAGCAGGAACGUACAUACAUUUUAAGUACACACGUAUGCUGAUGCAAAAGAUUCGACAGUUUCUUAACAAGACACCUGAUAUAACGAGUAAUUGCCCGGAGCUGUGUGGAACCGGCGGAUCACACAAGGAAGAAUACAUGCUUUGA
Ylistrum balloti is the source of this 732-nucleotide messenger RNA. RefSeq names its product serine-enriched protein-like. The record is from RefSeq and is a predicted model, not a curated record. Gene Ontology annotation, molecular function: protein binding. NCBI's taxonomy places the organism in Eukaryota, Metazoa, Mollusca, Bivalvia, Pectinida, Pectinidae. The coding region runs from base 1 to 732 and encodes 243 amino acids. The transcript has 5 exons.